CUUCGGGGAACUUUGGGUAACUGCAUUUGCAUAGAACAGUAUAUAAACUAUGGGGUUUACGGUGAAAACAUCAGACUUCAGUUGGAAAUCAUAGAAACCCGCAAACAUGAGGUUCAUCGCAGUUGGCGCGUUUCUCGUCGUAGUAUGUGCCCUCGGCCAAGCUGCGACCAUUGAGUCCCAGACAUUGGCACCACCCGAGAGCCCUGAUAUCUUCGCCAACACCAAGAAACUAAUCGAAGAUCUAGCAGCGAACCUCUGCAAAUCUGCACAGCAAGCUGCAGACGCUAUGAAAGGCUUCGCAUCCGGCUUGAAGGACCAAGUUAAAAUUAUGAAGGAAAAGCUGCAAGCUGAAAUCCAGAAGCUGAAGGAUAGAGUAUCGCAAGCUAUCUCGAAUGUUGCGGAUAGGAUCUCUAACGCCGGUGGGGCGAUCAAAGAGUGUGUCGAGUCUCAUAAGAAGCAAGCCGAUCAACUCCUCAACGACGCCGUAUACAGAACCAUGACCUGCGCCGAUGAAAAAGUCCAAGAAAUCAGCGAUCUGAUUGCAAGACAGGUCGAAAUAUCCCAGGGAGGCCUCGACUUCGCCAACAGGGCUACGGAGGGAAUGAAGAAUUGCACAGACAACGACAACAACAUAUUUAUUAAAGGAGCGUGCCUUGCUAUGCUUGCCUUGAAGACUGAAAUGAAGGGAGCCGUUUUCAUGACGCAAAGCGGAAUCAACGUGGCACGAGUCGACAUAGCCAUAGCCAAGUUACCCGUCGCCCUAGAACUGUGCGCCGGCCAACGCCUCCUUGAAGCCGGCAUGGGCACAGCCAAGGUCAUCAUGGACCUGCAGAAGUGCAAGGUCACCAACACAUUCUCCGCGCUCACAGAGUCCACCCCCAACGUUCCUGAUGCUCCUAAUGGAAAUGUUGACAUUUCUUUUGGAAACGAUCCUGUCAAUACUAUCGAUACUCCUAUCGAAAUCGAUAACAAGAUUAAUUAACGAUGUAAUGGAUGUAAAAUGUAAAUUCGAUAUCAUUAGUAUGUUUUUUCGUGAAAUAAAUGUUUUCUUUCCAAAAUUGCUGGUGUGAAUAUGUUUACCUAAAUAAUGACUAAUUUCAGAAUAUAUACAACUCGUGAAAAUUGCAUCAAUAAUAAUCUUCAUAAAUUAGUGAACUUUACUGGAUAAAAUCAUAAUAGAUUACGAUACAAGUGCGAAAAAUAGGAAAAUCGCAACGUUAGUUUGUAUAGAAUGAUACGGAAAUAGGCCCCCGACUCUAGUUUGUCUCUGAAUUUAAAAAAAAAACUACAUGCGUGAAAGAAGUUUUCAUUUACCGCCAUUUCACGUACAGUUUAUCUUUUAAUUAGUUUUAAGUAUAAAAUUAAUAUGUUUUGUUGUUUUUAAGGUAACUAUAGCAAAAAUUUCGUGUAAAAUAAGCGAAAAAAAUAUUUCGGUGACGCCACCACAUAUCCACGAGUUCCGCCAAGAGAGCAACGAUUUGGCAAGGGCAUCGUAACUGAGGCUGUAAUUUGGGUUAGUGAAUAUUUCAUAGAAAUUUUAUAAUAUGUGUGUAGAUAAAAUAGUGUAUGUAACUGUACAUAAUUAGGCAUUAAAACACUCGUGUGGUCUUUUUAAGAUACUCACUUCGUUCGUUUCUUAAACCCACACUCGUGUAUUUUAACGCCUUUUAUUAUGUAGCAGUCACAUAAACUACUAUUACAAGGAGGCAAAGUCGUUGUUUAACCUCUCGUGCUAAUAUUGAGGGGGCAUAAAGCCAGGAAAUUAGAAAUGGCGUGCCGCGAGAAACUUGCGACCGAAGAAAUUACCAUAGCGCGGGUUUUUAAUUUUUACCUUUUUGUCUCAAUUACUCUGAAAAUAUAUUUCUGUAUAAAAUUUUGCUCAGGGCCCUCGGCUAUAUCACUAGCUAUUUUAUACUAAAAUUAUACUGGUAUGUGAUGCAGGGUAACGAUAUACGUAAGUAUAAGUAUUAAAACUGAAAAAAUUAAAAUUAUGGGCAUGUUUUCAUUAGAAAAUUAGACAUCAACAGACAGGAAUCCGCGGGACAAAAUUGUUUGACAAGUAGGGAGUUCCUGUAUCGAUAAACUCAACUAUCGAUGCUAGUUCUAUAUACUAGUGAUCACUCAAGGGUUUGCUUGUAAAAAUAUGUUUUUAUUAAGAGUAAAGAAAAAUAAUUAAAUAAUAACUCAAUGUACUCUUCUUCGUUUUUAAGACAAGACAAGACAAAGGGAAGGAUUUAUUCCCAUUUAUCUGAAAGUGAGUUACGACGGAGUCGAUGUGAACAUUAAACUUUAGGUCAUACUUACCUAUUUAUGAAAAUUCCCAGGCUCCCAUUACUACUUCAAGACACGCUUUAUAAAAGAAGUUGACAGUUUUAAAAAUAUUUCAAAGGGUUUACAAUUACCAAUUUAUACCCUCGUGUUGUAGUAAUUAUUAUGGAAAAAGAAGUAGGAAGUAUUUGGUCCCCAAAUUGUAUAAUGAAAUACCGGGGAGUGUAAAUCACUUAGGAUGUUUAAGUUUAAAAUGAAAAAAGGUUUUUCUUUUCCCCAUUAUUUAUUAUGUCGUUGUUUGACAUUUUAAUUUUAAUAUUAUAUUUUUAGUUUAGAAUUUGUUAAUAACAUAUUAAAUAAUAAUGGAAGUGUAAAUAAUUUGCACGCCUGCAUGCAGGUUGAAUAUGCAUGUUCAACUUAGCCAUUCGAGAGGUGAAUUUUUAUUUUAGUUUAGGUUUUGGGUUUUUUUUCUAUUUAUUAUUAAUUUCGAUGGUUAUAAUUUAGUUUAGUUUAUAAGUUUUAUAGAAAAAUAUUUUAAAAGUAAAACUUAGCCAUAAGAUCUUGCCUUGUUACCAUAUUCAAGUAAAGAAAGAUAUUUUGAUUAUUUUUUUAAAUGUUUCUCUUAAGCAAAAUCAAAUUGAACUUACCACCUACCACCUUAAGCAAUAGGAUGUAUUUAACAAGUAACUAGCCAUUUAGCUAAAUCUACCCAUCUAUGUUUUAUGGGAGUCCCUCUACCAAAGGAGUCAACCUCGCACUGAAAAACUUACUUACUUUGAUAGAAAGUGACGGAUACGAUGACUGAAGCUUAAAGAGUGACCAUCUUGGACUCUCUGGGCUGAAUAACCUCCAACAAACACGAUAAGAUCGAUAAGCGAUAAGACACUUCAAAUUCUUGGCUAGGUCCUAUAUUCAAGUGACAAGCAAACAAAUGAAAGCUACUGAUAAAUCUUACAAUAAGGGUAUUUAAAUAAAAGAUAUCGAUCGAAUUGUUAGCGAUAGCCACUUAAAAGGCAAUGUGGAUACUAUAAAUAACUACAAGCAUUAACUCUUAUUUACUUCUGCAUUGGACAGCAAAGAUGAAAGUACUAAUUUUGGUCGUCAUAUAUUGUAUUUUAAGGACAACGAAUGCAGAAGCGAAAGAAAUCGUUCCUUUAAAAAGCUACCUGGCACAACUGUCUCAAAAUCAAAUCAAUGCAAUUUAUACGAUACAGUCAAAAGAACUCGCCAAUAUCGAUGUAAACAGGUUACUGAGUAUUAGUGACUUAUGGGAUAAAAUUAAAAACAGUAUUACUAACGCAUGGAACGCUGUAAAAGACAUAGCUAAUAAGACUAGAGAGAAAAUCAUCGUAUGCCUUCAAAAUAUAAAGAAACGAGCGGAAGAAGCGGUCAAAGAUUUUGAGGCCAAGUUAGAAGUCCUAAAAGAUAAAUUUAACAAGUUUAUACAGGCAUUGAAGAAAAAAGCAGGAGAUGUUAAACAAUGUAUCCAAGAUGACAAGGACGUGAUCCAAGAUUUACUAAAGCAAAUAGCACAACGUGUGAAAUCGUGUAUUGCUGACAGUGUUAAUAAUGCAUCAGUUUUAAAUAGCAAUCAGUCAAAACUGAUGCUUGAUGACACUGAAUUUAUUAAAGAGGCUGAAGAUAAAGUGAAUAAAUGCGUACAAGAAGUUGACGAUGCUGAUGAAUGCCUGAAUAAAGCUAGAGGAGAGAUUUAUGAUGACAUGGAACAAAAAGAGGCUGACAUUAUGAAUACUUUGUUUCAUUUUCAGAGAUCAAUUAGCAGGGACGUAAUAGAGGACGCUUUGGAGACCAUCGUGAAUUGUGCAGCAGAUGGGAUCAUUGAAGCCUCGGAGGCAAUUACAGACGAAGUAAUAAACAUCAUCAACUGCGUUAAAAGUGAAAAGGAAAAACCUUUUGUUUAAACCAGUUAUAAAAUUGUUGAAUUGUCAAAAGUUCACUUAAAAGUUGUAGAAAAAUAUCAGAAAAUGUGUAUUAUUUAACAUUAAAUGUUAUUGGGAUUGCA
Molecule: messenger RNA, 4291 nt
Organism: Cydia pomonella (codling moth)
Lineage: Eukaryota; Metazoa; Arthropoda; Insecta; Lepidoptera; Tortricidae
Exons: 7
Coding region: 107-982 (291 amino acids)
Molecular function (GO): serine-type aminopeptidase activity; dipeptidyl-peptidase activity
Source: RefSeq, a predicted model, not a curated record